CUUCUCAGAAGCAUGUCUCAGAAAUCCGGCAGACAGACGCAUACUGGCAGGAGUCGCAAAAUGCUCCUACAGCGUCACUACCGUUCGACUGAGGCGGAAGACUUUCUGCAAUUGCGACGGAUCAUCAUAGAUAUAACGCAGGCCCGGGAGAAUCCCCACAAACGACACGAUAUCUUGAUGAAAGCUGCCGAAGUCAUAAGGCAGCUUGACGCAGAUUACCGUUCGCUUCUAGCCGAACAGGUAGCUUCGGCUUCUACUAGUGACACUAGUUCUCCCAUGCAACAGCCUGCCUCGAUUCAUCCAGUGUCAUAUGGUCCUUCUGAGAGAUGGUCAGUGAACUAUGACAACCCGAUAUUUAUGCAUCCACAUAUGGAAAAUAUGCCACACACCAUGUACUAUUGUGAUGCUCCCGCGAGUUUCGAUGAUAUCGCGCCUAGUCACUACGCUUAUUUCAACCAAUCUGGAUAAUUCUUACUUCGUAUAUUAUGGUGUUCAUAUU
Suillus fuscotomentosus is the source of this 499-nucleotide messenger RNA. RefSeq lists its product as uncharacterized. The coding region runs from base 13 to 468 and encodes 151 amino acids. The transcript has 3 exons. Lineage: Eukaryota; Fungi; Basidiomycota; Agaricomycetes; Boletales; Suillaceae. The record is from RefSeq and is a predicted model, not a curated record.